UGAUAAUAGUGGAUUUUAUACGGCUAUUGUGUUGUUCUUGCUUAUUUUAGCCGACUAUCUUUGCUGUUUGAGCAUGAUUCUUAGAGGAAGUGAUUUUCCAUUAGAUUGCCAAGUUAUUUUCUCUAAAGAAAAAAGGAGAUUCUCCCUAAAUUGCUUUUUGGGUCAUUUUGGCUAUGAGUUUAAUUACCAUCUGGGGUUGGAGAAAAAAAGUGUGAAAACUUCUACUGAAAAAUUUUCCUAGCAUUUGUCUCAGCAAAGGGAAAGCAGAAAUGGAUUUGUGGAUUGUUGCAGCAGCUACUGGUGCUGGAUAUGUAGCUAAGUACUGGAAGAAUCAAUCAAAAGAUGGGGAUAAUUCUUUAUCACAGUUAUCCUUUGGGGAAUCCAAUUUGGUAAGUCCUCAAUAUUCGAAUCAUUUUCUCAACAAAUUUUCACUAAGGAAGAAACCAUAUGAAGAUGUUUUUGGCCAUGGAAGUAUGGAAGAAACAUCUUCAGUUGCAGAGUUGGGACUUUUUGGAAGCCACCAAGAUUCCAAUGGCAAUGAACUGUCUACAACAAAUAUGACUUUGAAAUCCUGGAUCAGUGAGAACUCUAAAGAACAUAUUGGAGAAAGCAGCAAAAGCAAUAACAUUGGAACCUUAGUUUGUAGUUCUUCAAGAAACAGAAGCACAACUAAAGCUAAAUUCUCAGAUGGGGUUCUUGUUAAACCUCUGAAUUUUGUAGAAGAUUGUCUUCUAGCUCAUGAGAGUUCCUUAAAUCCAUGUAUUGCUGUGGAACUGGAGGAAAAUAAGCUGUUCAAGGGAUCCCACUUAGAUGCUAAUGAAAGUUUAUGUGGGGUUUCUCAACUGCCAUUUGAGUCUUUGAAGAUCUCUGAUAUAGUUAUUAAUAAGACAGGAAAGGAAUGGGAAAGAAAGUCAAGAAGUUUCAGCAAAAUGGCUAAUGGGGAACACUUUUCUUCCAAAGGUGUCGCGGAUGAAUCGUUUUUAUUAUAUUUUGGAGUCUUCAUUGGUGUGAUCUUUUCUUUCAUGUCUAAUAAAAGGGAAGUUCACAAUUUGAAAGAAUUGCUAAAGCAGACCGAGUACUUGGUUCAUGAUCUUCAAGAGGAACUUGAAAUGAAGGAUUCAUUGAAGCUGAAGGAGCUCAGUAAUGAUAAUUGUGAAUCGUACACUUAUAGUAAUAAUGUCUUCUCUGAGAAAACAGGAGAUGGAUCUUCUCCACAACAUGUCAUGGAUUACACAAUAAACUUCAAUGCUGAAGAACUAUAUGAACAUAAGGCAGAGGAGAGUUCAGAAUCAAUGAGCAGAAUCGAAGCCGAACUGGAAGCAGAACUCGAGAGGUUAGGAUUAAAUGUAAGCAUCGACUGCACGGCGAGAUAUUACGAGGAAGAGGAGGAGCUUGAUCCGGAAUUUGAAGAAGAUUUUGCUGAAGGUGAAUUGAGGAAUGAGAUGAUUAUUGAAGAAAGUUGUGGUUGGACUAAGCCAAAUGAAGAGGAAAGCAACUCAACAGUUCAUUCUGGAAACUAUACAGUGUCACCAAGGGAACUGAGCUUGCGUUUACACGAUGUUAUUCAGUCAAGGCUUGAAGCACGUAUCAAAGAACUUGAGAAUGCUCUUCAAAAUAACCACAAGAAGCUGCAGAAAAUUGAUACACAAUAUAGGAGUUCUUGGCUUGAAGUAGACGACGACGACUUGGAGUUUACUUCUAAUACACGAAUAUAAAAGCAAAAAAUGGUACCAUUGAUAAGUUCUGUUGAGUUUGGAAGAAGGGUGGUUUUUACCAACUGCUGAAUUCUAGUGAUGCUUUUACAAUGGAACUCUCACAUCUUGUUAUGAUGUUUUUUGAAGAGUUUCGUUAAGUCAAUAAACUAAAUACUAACAAAGUCUUCAUCAAGAAUAGAGAACACCAUUCUAAAAUGGAGAUUAACGGAAACGAAAACAAUCAUAUGUACUAUUUGAGAGAUGAAUGAACAACAAAAUUGCACCAGUGAUUAGUAAAA
This is a messenger RNA of Cucumis melo (muskmelon), 1993 nucleotides long. RefSeq lists its product as uncharacterized. The coding region runs from base 270 to 1715 and encodes 481 amino acids. Gene Ontology annotation, biological process: asymmetric cell division. NCBI's taxonomy places the organism in Eukaryota, Viridiplantae, Streptophyta, Magnoliopsida, Cucurbitales, Cucurbitaceae. The transcript has 3 exons. The record is from RefSeq and is a predicted model, not a curated record.